This is a messenger RNA of Aureobasidium vineae, 1050 nucleotides long. The record is from the annotation of a GenBank genome assembly. Lineage: Eukaryota; Fungi; Ascomycota; Dothideomycetes; Dothideales; Saccotheciaceae.
AUGGAGCUCGGUGCACUGCGGUCAGGCCUGCGCGCCGCAAUUGCCUCGUUCCGCCAACCCGCCACAAGGAGGUUCCCCAUCUCACAACCACAAUUCCGCCGUCUGGCCUCGACCACCUCAGACACUCCGCUGGGCGACAUCCGCGCUGCCCCUCCAAUCGACUUCGGCUCCAACGACAAUGCCGCCGCCGCCGAAGAGAAGGCCGAAGAUGAUGACCUCGAGGGUGGCCGCAGCAUCGCUGCCUACGCCGCCAUGAUGGACCGUCUGCGCAUCGUCCCCGCCUCGCCCUCAUACUUUACCGGCAAGCCCGACUUCACCGACGACCUGCUGAACCUCGAGAAUCUGCUGCGCAAGUACCAGACGCUGCCCGUUCUGCCCACUGGACAUGCUCCCCGCGUUGCAUGGAAGACUCUGGCCCAGUACAAGGUCAACAGCAACGAGCCCGUCAAGGCCGCUCGUUACACAAAGAUUCUGCAGGUCCUGCAACGAUUGAACUACAUCCACCCCAACCUCAUGCCCGACGACGUCGCGACUGCCCUUCGACGCUACAUGCGUGAUGUUCAGCCCUUCCACAACCAGCCCAAGCCUGGUGUUGUCGACGAAUACGGCCGCGCUAGAGGUGUCGGCAGGAGAAAGAGCAGCAACGCUGUUGCGCUCCUGGUAGAAGGAGAGGGUGAGGUUAUGAUCAACGGAAAGCCCUUGACUCAAGCCUUUGGUCGUCUGCACGACCGUGAGAGUGCCCUCUGGGCCCUCAAGGUAACAGAGCGCAUGGACAAGUACAACGUCUGGUGCGUUGCUAGAGGAGGAGGCACUACCGGCCAGGCUGAUGCCAUUGCCCUGGCCGUGUCCAAGGCUUUGAUGGUUCACGAGCCGUUGCUCAAGCCCGCUUUGAGGAGAGGUAUGUUGAAUUUGAGAUCUGUAUUGACAUGCCAGAGCAGUGCUGACUUUACUUUACANGCUGGUGUUGUCACAAGAGACCCGCGUCGUGUCGAGAGAAAGAAGCCCGGAAAGCUCAAGGCCCGCAAGAUGCCUGCCUGGGUCAAGCGUUGA